Enterobius vermicularis (human pinworm) is the source of this 1563-nucleotide messenger RNA. The record is from the annotation of a GenBank genome assembly. Lineage: Eukaryota; Metazoa; Nematoda; Chromadorea; Rhabditida; Oxyuridae.
AUGAAUCGAAAGGUGACCGCCAGUGGAUUUUUAUAUGUUGCACCUCCGAACAUCGAUUUUUCUCAACCUGCACAUUCAACUCGGAGGUGGCAGCGAAGAUGUUUUACGCUUUACGACGACGGGGAAUUGAGUUAUGCGAUUGACGAUAAUCCAGACACAGUUCCCCAUAUGAUCAUGGAUAUGUCACGAUGUACUCGGGUUUGUGAAGCUGAUGCUAUAACUGCGCAUCAACAUAGUAUUCUCCUGGCUUUUAAAGUUGAUGACAUUGACCCCAAUUCUAGCGAAAAACAUGUACCAAUCUGCUACUUGAAAGCUGACACCACUGAAGAGAUAAGAUGGUGGCAAACAUUACUUCAAUCAUAUGUGAAGCAAAACCUUCAAAGUUCAUUACUAACGCCUAUUAGGCGAAAAGAUUGCACAUCUACACCGUACGUGUGCGAUUCAAUGAACCCUCGUCCUUCAACAAUGUAUCAGUCAUUGAAAAGGAGUGAAUCUAUUCCUCGUGAGACUGUUUCUCCUCCAUCUUCUUCAGCUGAAGUAAGCCAGGACAGUUCUCUAAAUUCAAAGCUGGAAAGCAACGUUAAGGGUGGUGGGUACGGUGACACUCACCAUGGCACCCCACGGAGCGUUAAGUUCCGAAACAAAGCAAAUAAAGAAGAGCCUCAACGAAAACCAAUGGGUGAUGCUCAGCCUGGUAGUGAAACUCCCCCUCCCUUGCCUGAUUCACCCUGCCCAGCUACAACUUUUCAGCGGAAGGUCCCAAGCGGAGUGCCGUUUAAUAUCGAUACAUCGAAUGCGCAUACUUUGCGGAAAGGAUGGCUGACGUUAAGAGGCAAAAAUGAGUCUGAAUGGACAAAGCACUGGGUUGUGCUUGCUGGAUUAUCACUCAAAUUAUACAAAGAUGUUUGGGCUGAAGAUUCUGAGCCACUGAUUUCUAUAGAUCUCACGGAAUGCGAAAACGUUUAUCCCUCGUCUUCAGCUCGUAAUUAUGGAAUUGAAAUCAAGUGCCGAAGGACUCGAUAUAUUUUGUCUGCCAUGACACCCGGGAUUCGUGACAGCUGGAUUACAGCUUUGCAGCAGAAUUUGCAUAAUCCGUCUCCCACUUAUGCUGACACUUGUCACAGUGAUGCAACGAGUUUGCACGAUUCCGACCUUAUAUCGUUGCCUCCUAGAAAAAAACAUAUUGCCUAUGUUGCACCCGAGUCACAUCAUUCAAAUUCGAUGAUGGAUGAAGAUUCUUGUACAGAAGAUGAACUAAAUUCUCUUGGUUCUCGGGCAUUACCUAGCCAACAGAUGAGCGCCUCGGAAAGAUCAUUAGAUUCAUCUGAAGAUGAAUUGCUUGAGAAUGGAAGACGUAACACCCAUAGUGUAACCCGUUCUCGUGCAACUCAUGAUCAUAGCCUUUCACCUACUUUUCGACGAUCUCCUGUCUCAAGAAUAAAAGAACGCUCUACAACUAGGCAGCAUCAUGUUGGCUUGAGAAGGCAUGGAUCUAAUUCUUCUCUUUCAUCUGCUCCGGUUUACAAUGAACGUUCACGACGGAAGAACUCGGUAUUCUAUUAA